AUGAAUGAGGUUAUAGAUUGUCAGACUGUGCGGGACGGUGCCGUCCUUCCAACAGAUAAGAGAUUUUCCUGUCCUGAGUGCGGGAAGUGUUUCCAAUUCAAAUCCCGUCUUAAUGAUCAUAAAAGAUUUCACACAGGAGAGAAGCCGUAUUCCUGCCCUGAGUGCGGGAAAUGUUUUUUAAACAAAACCACUCUUACCACACAUCAGAGAUUUCACACAGGUGAGAAGCCAUAUUCCUGCCUUGAGUGCGGGAAACGUUUUACAGUAAACUCCCAUCUUUCCCAACACCAGAGAUCUCACACAGGCGAGAAGCCGUAUUCCUGCCCUGAGUGUGGGAAGUGUUUUUCAUGCAAGUCCCAUCUUUCCAUACAUCAGAUAUCCCACACAGGGGAGAAACCAUAUUCCUGCCCUGAGUGCGGGAAAUGUUUCUGUUUUAAAAACAGUCUUGCUGUUCAUCUAAAAUCUCACACAGGAGAGAAACCAUAUUCCUGUCUUGAGUGUGGGAAAUGUUUCCGCAGUCAGUCCAGGCUUAAUCUUCAUAAAAGGUCUCACACUGGUGAGAAGCCAUAUUCCUGUCCUGAGUGUGGGAAAUGUUUCAGUUUGAGAAACACUCUUUUUGUACAUAAAAGGUCUCACACAGGUGAGAAGCCGUAUUCUUGUUCUGAGUGUGGGAAAAGUUAUUCACACAAGUCCAAUCUUGUUUUGCAUCAGAGAUCUCACACAGGUGAGAAGCCAUAUUCCUGUACUGAGUGCGGAAAAAGUUAUUCACACAAGUCCAAUCUUACCUUGCAUCAAAGGUCUCACUUAGGUGAGAAGCCGUAUUUUUGUCCAGAGUGUGGGAAAUGUUUUGUACAAAAAUCAGAACUUGUCACACAUCAGAGGUCUCAUGCGGGGCAGAAGCCUUUUUCCUGUACUGAGUGUGGGAAGUGUUUCCAUUUUAAAUCUCAUCUUGAUGUUCAUAAAAGAUCUCACACAGGUGAGAAGCCGUAUCCCUGCCCUGAGUGCGGAAAAUGCUUCAGUUUGAAAACCACUCUUAAGGUACAUAAAAAAACUCACACAGGUCAGAACUUGUACACUUGUCCUGAGUGCGGGAAAAGUUUUACACAAAAGUCCAAUCUUACCCUGCAUCAGAGAUUGCACACGGUGGAGAAGCCGUAUUCCUGUCCUGAGUGCGGGAAAUGUUUUAUAGAGAAGUCACAUCUUCUCACCCAUCAGAGAUCGCACAUAGUGAAGAAGCCGUAUUCCUGUCCUAAAUGUGAGAAAUGUUUUCAAACUAAGUCAGAUCUUGACUCACAUGUGAGAUUACAAACGGAGGUAGAUCCACUGUCCUCUUCUGAUUGGAGGAGGUGUAACCCACAGAAGUCCUCUGUUUACAGUCAUCUGAGAUUGGACACGGAGGAGAAUGAACUUUCCUGGUCUGACUGAGGGAAAUGUUCCUCACUGAAGUCCUGUCUUCCUGUACAUCAGGGGUCCCACACAACCCUCGAGGUGUAUUAGUGAG
This is a messenger RNA of Rana temporaria (common frog), 1501 nucleotides long. RefSeq names its product gastrula zinc finger protein XlCGF28.1-like. The transcript has 2 exons. NCBI's taxonomy places the organism in Eukaryota, Metazoa, Chordata, Amphibia, Anura, Ranidae. The record is from RefSeq and is a predicted model, not a curated record. Bases 1 to 1425 code for a protein of 474 amino acids.